UCAGAUCCUCCAGUCGGUCACCGUACGUGUAAAGACUCUAGCAAAUUCAAAUAUUUCCUUCUACUCUUCUGGCCCUUUAUGCUAAUGAUUGCAUGCCUUAUCCUCGCCAUCAAAACAAGAAAACUACCUGAAGGCAUGAACGAUUCACGUGAAAUCAUGUACUGCUCUUUCACUUCCUUUAUCAUCUGGUUAGCGUUUGUACCUCUGUAUGCUUUCUCCACAACUAUUGCUGCACGAGUCAUCUCUCUUUGUGUUUCAUUGUUCAUUCAUGCGACAGCUUUUCUCAGUUGUCUUUUUCUGACAAAAAUCUACAUCGUGGUCUUUAGACCAGAGAAAAACAACAAAGACCGUGUAAUGAGAAGUACAGCUGCCAGUCCUAGCAAGACUCCUAACACAUAUAGUGGUAAUCAUCAAAACAAUGGGUUACAGUCGACAAGAAAAGAGGAACAUUCAAACAAAUCGAACGAUUACACCGUAGAGUAUUCACAAUUUAAAGAUGACUUAGGACCUGAUAAUAUCCUCUCAACAGAUAAAGUAUAUGUAUCCACCUUUAACAGUAGAGGAUUCCAAGCAGGAGAUGGAAUUGUUGAGAUUAUGGAAGUUAACAAAAACUCUAUCCACAACUCCGAGGCAUAAAUCAAUUUAUGCUUUAAAGGAACACGGAUUUGAAGUGUACCAUCUUUUCC
Saccostrea echinata is the source of this 686-nucleotide messenger RNA. RefSeq names its product metabotropic glutamate receptor-like. The transcript has 2 exons. Gene Ontology annotation, biological process: regulation of synaptic transmission, glutamatergic; G protein-coupled glutamate receptor signaling pathway. The coding region runs from base 79 to 636 and encodes 185 amino acids. Gene Ontology annotation, cellular component: membrane. The record is from RefSeq and is a predicted model, not a curated record. Gene Ontology annotation, molecular function: adenylate cyclase inhibiting G protein-coupled glutamate receptor activity. Lineage: Eukaryota; Metazoa; Mollusca; Bivalvia; Ostreida; Ostreidae.